Messenger RNA from Perca flavescens (yellow perch), 2388 nucleotides. Its product is annotated as copine-9. Gene Ontology annotation, cellular component: plasma membrane. The coding region runs from base 105 to 1778 and encodes 557 amino acids. The record is from RefSeq and is a predicted model, not a curated record. Lineage: Eukaryota; Metazoa; Chordata; Actinopteri; Perciformes; Percidae. Gene Ontology annotation, biological process: cellular response to calcium ion. The transcript is spliced from 21 exons. Gene Ontology annotation, molecular function: calcium-dependent phospholipid binding.
UCUUCGACAAUGGAUUUACAGCAAUCACGAUCCUAUUGUGAAUGAUCAUCUUUUCUUGUUCUUCUUUCUUUCUUUGUGGAUGCUCAUUAGCGUCGUGAGUCGAGAUGAUGGCAUCAAUAGGGGAAUUCGAUCCGCUCAACACCAGAGUCCCUGCAACUAAAAUAGAAGUUACCGUUUCGUGCCGGAGUCUGCUGGAUGUGGAUACAUUCUCCAAGUCCGAUCCUGUGGUCGUGUUGUAUUUGCAGGCCGUGGGAACCAAAGAAUGGAGGGAGUUUGGCAGGACAGAGGUAAUCGAUAACACUCGGAAUCCAGAUUUCGUCAGAAAGUUUGUCCUGGAUUUCUUCUUUGAAGAGAAACAAAAUCUAAGGUUUGAUGUGUACAAUGUGGACUCCAGAAGCUGUAACAUUUCCAAAUACAAGGACUUUCUGGGUCAGACCUUUUGUACUCUGGGAGAAAUCAUCGGCUCCACAGGAGGGCGGCUGGAGAGGACUCUCUCUGGGAUUCCAGGGAAGAAGUGUGGAGUCAUUAUCUUUAAUGCAGAGGAGCUCAGUAACUGCAGGGAUAUUGCUACCAUGCAGUUGUGUGCCAACAAGCUGGACAAAAAAGACUUUUUUGGCAAGUCAGACCCCUUCUUGGUUUUCUACCGGAGUAAUGAGGAUGGAACGUUCACCAUCUGCCACAAGACAGAAGUGAUCAAGAACACACUGAACCCAGUGUGGCAGCCCUUCACCAUCCCUGUUAGAGCUCUCUGCAAUGGCGACUAUGACAGGACUGUGAAGGUAGAUGUCUAUGACUGGGAUCGAGAUGGAAGCCAUGACUUCAUUGGCGAGUUCACCACCAGCUACAGAGAGCUGUCUCGGGGCCAGAACCAGUUCAAUGUCUAUGAGGUUUUAAAUCCCAAGAAGAAAGGCAAAAAGAAGAAAUACAUCAAUUCUGGAACUGUAACUCUGCUGUCCUUCAAAGUGGAGUCCGAGUAUACCUUUGUGGAUUUCAUCCGAGGAGGAACCCAACUGAAUUUCACAGUUGCUAUAGACUUUACAGCAUCCAAUGGUAACCCCUCCCAGCCCACCUCCCUCCACUAUAUGAGUCCCUACCAGAUGAACGCAUAUGCCAUGGCCUUGAAGGCAGUAGGUGAGAUUAUCCAGGACUACGACAGUGACAAGCUCUUUCCUGCCUAUGGUUUCGGGGCUAAGCUGCCCCCUGACGGCAAAAUCUCCCACGGCUUCCCACUGAAUGGUGACGCUGAGAAUCCAAACUGUGUGGGCAUAGAGGGGGUUCUGGAGGCAUAUUUCCAGAGCCUGAGGACGGUGCAGCUGUAUGGACCCACCAACUUUGCACCUGUUAUCAACAAAGUGGCAAACUGUGCAGCAGAGAUUACAGAUGGCUCUCAGUACUUUGUCCUACUGAUGAUCACAGAUGGAGUGAUAUCUGACAUGGUGCAGACCAAAGAGGCUGUGGUCAAUGCAUCAGGACUGCCCCUGUCCAUAAUUAUCGUAGGUGUUGGACCUGCUGAGUUUGACGCUAUGGAGGAGCUGGAUGGAGACGAGGUGAGAGUGUCCUCCAGAGGACGUCUUGCUGAGAGAGACAUUGUACAGUUUGUUCCAUUCAGAGACUACAUCGACAGAUCCGGCAACCAGGUCCUCAGCAUGGCCCGGCUGGCUAAGGACGUCCUCGCGGAGAUCCCCGACCAGCUGCUGUCUUUUAUGAAGAGCCGAGGAGUUGAACCGCGACCGGCCCUCUCCACCUCGCUACUACCGGAGCUACACCGGCAUAUCUGACACAGCCACAGCCACACUCGUGUCUGCCUCUCCACCUCUCUCUCUCUCUCUCUCUCUCUCUCUCUCUCUCUCUCUCUCUCUCUCUCUCUCUCUCUCUCUCUCUCUCUCUCCCCCUUCUGCUUAUCUACGCUCACUGCCCAUACAAUUAUUAGUCACUUUAAAAAAGGAGCAGAAGGAUCGACCCGUGACUUCGUCCUCUUCCUCUCUCAUCACCGGUGAACAGGCACAUCACAGGACACAGCGGGCGCUCAUCCCUGACUGACCCACUGCUGUUCUUCACCUUCUCUUCUCUAACUCCCCCCUGUUAUAUAGCUUUACUUUCCAUUUACUGUAUGAAAGAGCAGUGAGACUGAGCCAUGACUGUCCCCCUCCUCCCCACUGAUUUAUCAUUCAAAGCUUGACUUUUUUUAAUUUGUCUGUUAAUUCUCCAUCACCAGGCACGUGUUUUGCGCAGUUUUUUUUUUUACAUUUGUGUCCUUGUCCUCUGGAAGUGUUGAUACUAUAGUCACAUUUGGCAGGAGUCCCAGGAAGUGCAAGACUUUAAAUGAAAUUGAAGCCAGUCCCAAAUGAAAGCAGAGCUCUUGUUGAGCAAUACACACCAGCUUGUAUC